Molecule: messenger RNA, 1089 nt
Organism: Aspergillus calidoustus
Lineage: Eukaryota; Fungi; Ascomycota; Eurotiomycetes; Eurotiales; Aspergillaceae
Source: the annotation of a GenBank genome assembly
AUGGCGACCCCUACCCUCAAGGAUAUGUUGAGCUGGCCCGAACCCAAUUAUGACAAUCCUCACGAGCCAUUGGACCCCGUGAUCUACGGAGUCAACAUUCCGUUGAUGGUUCUGAUGACGGCUUUCGUUGGGGGGAGAUUCCUCUCGCGCACAUAUCUAGUGCGCAACGCACUUGGGGCCGAUGACUGGACAAUGCUGAUAGCUUAUGUCUUGGCAAUGGCAAUGUCGGCAUGCCAGCUGGUAGAGCCCAAGUAUGGCAUUGGACGCCAUCUUUACGACGUCCGACAGGAGUGGUAUCCUCAUCUUGGAAAGUUGACUGUGGCGGUUCAAGCUCUUUUUGCGCCAUGCUCUGCAAUCACAAAGAUCUCAAUAUGUCUGACCUACUUGCGCCUCUUCCCUUCGAGGACGAACAAGUGGUUCAACUAUAUCUCAAUAGCCAUCCUCACUGGUUUUGGGAUUUCGACGACGGUUGGAAUGCUGGUUCAGUGCAUACCUCUUUCGGAUAUCUGGGCGGUUUUCAAGCCAUAUAGUGAGAAGCAAUGCAUCGAUUCCAAGAAGUUCUUCAUUGCCGUCGCCGCCAUGAAUAGUAUAACGGAUUUCAUGGUUUACCUCUGGCCAAUACACUACCUCUGGAAGGUAAAGCUUAGUCUGCCCAAGAGAAUUGGGUUGAUCGUCUGCUUUGGCGUCGGAGUCUUGAUUUGUAUCGCAGGAAUUAUCCGUAUUACCUGGCAAACCAAGUUCGCCAAUUCCUGGGAUCAGACCUACAAUGGCGCCAUCAUCUUCAUUAUCGUCGCUGUUGAGUGCAACCUGGGCGUUGUCUGUGGCUGUCUACCAGGUGUCAGACCGCUAAUGUCCAAGAUCUUCCCCGGCUUGACGAGCUCAACUUUCAACUCUGGCCGGGGGAAAAUUAGCCACGUACAGAUCAGCUCCGGAUUAAGGUCGGGGAAUGAAUUCCAGGAUCUACAUUCGAUACACGUGAGGAAGGAUGUAGAGCUCUCUGUGGUAAAAAAAUCCGGGGACGAAAGAUGGGAUGGGCCACAGAACCCGGCUGGUAGGAGUGAUAGCGAGGAAUGGAUUUUCCGUCCGUGA